CGGCGGGUGAUACUUUUCCUUCUCAUGUGUAAAUCAACUCAAAUUAACGUUAAUUGCGGCCAGCCUGUGUCUUAAAAAGUUUCGUGAAGGCGUUAAUUUGAUUUAAUUCGGAUACUUUAAGGGUUGUGAAUCAGAAGCAGCUUCUGUAAAAGUCAGUUAUAACAGCCAGAAAAGUUGUCAAGUUAGCUCAGGCGCUUUAGCCGUGGAGAUAACGAGCAGCUACAGCUAGCUUUAGCAUGAGCUGCUCGCCUCAGUCGCUGCUCUAACGUUUGUCUCAUGUGAAGCAGCAGCAGCAGCAGCACCAUGGUGGUCCUGAGAGCGGGGAUGUGUCCCGGGCUAGACGAGGAUUUAGUGCGCGACCUGCGUGCCGCCGAUGUCAAAACAGUGGAGGAUCUGGUCUCAUGCAAUCUGGAGGAACUGGCUCAGAGAUGCUCCGUGUCAUAUAAGGCUCUGUUUGCCGUGCGCCGAGUGCUGCUGGCCCAACACUCCGCCUUCCCCGUGUCGGGGGCUGAUCUCUACGAGGAACUAUUGAGCUCCACGGCCAUCCUGUCCACUGGAAAUCCCAGCUUAGAUAAACUGCUGGAUUCCGGCUUGUAUACUGGAGAGAUAACGGAGCUGUCGGGAGGCCCAGGAAGUGGCAAAUCUCAGGUGUGCUUCGGCGUGGCCGUGCACGUUUCUCAGCAGCUGAAACAGAACGUGAUCUACGUGGAUACGACAGGAGGAUUCACCGCCAGCCGCCUGCUGCAGAUGCUACAAACGGAGACGAGCGACAAGGAGGAGCAGAUGGCUGCUCUUCAGAGGAUCCGCGUCUUCCGCGCAUUUGACGUCUUCUCCUUACUCGACUGUCUGUUCGGGCUCUGCAGCGACGGCCUUCAGCAGGCGUCAGUCGGCGGAGGCUCUGUCAAGGCAGUGAUUGUGGACUCUGUGUCGGCUGUUGUCGCUCCUCUGCUGGGAGGCAAACACAGUGAAGGAAUGUCCCUGAUGAGUCAAGUGGCAGGAGUUCUGAGGACGAUGGCCAAGGAUUUUAACGUCGCUGCUUUGGUAACAAACUAUGUGACGAGAAGCAGCAGUGGUGAGCUGCAGCCGGGCCUCGGCGUCUCGUGGAGUCACAUCCCCAGAACCAGAAUCCUGCUGGAGCGACUGGAGGAUGGAACUGCUGCUGCUGCUGCUGCUGCUGCUGCUGCUGCUGCUGCUCCUGCUGCUCCUGCUGCUUCUACUUUUUCUGCUCCUGCUGCUCCUGCUGCUUCUUCUUCUGCUCCUGCUGCUGAUGUGAGCCGCUCCAGUCUACGAUCCGCAACACUGAUCAAGUCCUCCAGACAGCCUUGUCUCAUCAGAGAGGAGUUUGACCUGCAGUGGUGGAGUCGCUCCAAAGACCAGAAAACCUCUGGACUCAAGAGGAAACGAGAAGAAGACUCCGAUUCCUGAAGCAGAGACGUCCUUUCAUCCUCAGGCCAGAAGGGCGGGACCAUGCGUCUCUUGCGGAUGCACUGCCAGAUCCAGCUGGGCGUGACCCUCUCCGCCCUGCUGUUCUCCUCGGGCUCCGCCAUGGUGUGCGUCGCCGAGGUGGCGUCGUAGUCCGGCACCAGGUCGCCGUCGUACGCCACAAAGUAUCGCCGCAGUUUGUCGAAGUCCUGCGUGGAGCCGGGGAGGAAGAGCUUCACGCCGCUGAAGAUGUCGAGCAGAGUCUGCGGCAGGAAAAGAGACGGUCAGGAAAAACGUUAGCGACACAACACACGUGUGUAAUGCAAUUCAAAAAUCAGGUCAAAUCUUUCUCUUUAGCGAGAAAGUGACAUUUUCACAAUUUUGUUCGCAGUUUUACAUCACUGAUGAAACAAUAUGUAACUAACUCAGCAACUUUAGCUGUUUUCCACAAGGACCAAAGCAGCUGAACGUCACUGUUCGCAUUUUUUUAACCCGCUGUAAAGUUCUAUCGUGUGACUUUGUUUCCUUCACAGGAAACAGUGUUAACUUUAAUCAUUAAAAUUUGGUUUGUACAGAAUAUUAACGUAGUAAAACUCUGGUAUCAUGUACAGAAGCCACAUUUUUACAGUAUAGAAACACGUAGCUGUGCGUUUGCAAAACAAAGUGUGUAGAAUAAGAUGUGUAGGCGAGGACAACAUUUGAUCUAAAAAGGGGUUUUCCACACAUUUUAGCUCUAUUAUUAUUGUUAUCAUUAUCGAGCCGUAUUUUUAGAUGACUAAUAAAAACUCCUGAACAGAGGAGAAACUGUUUUCUAUAAUUCUACACUCCACAGUUGUUAUUUUUCUUCUCUAACAUGAAUAAAACGGUGUAUAGUUACUUAACACGGACUUAAACUAAAUGAAUCCUAAGUGUGCUACAGCGGUAUUUGUGUUGAAAACUAAACUGAAGCUUGUUUGUUUAGAAAGUAAACUAAUUAAAAGUGAAGUGUAAAUAACUACAGCAGCAGCAGUUCAGUGUAAAAACAAUCACGGGAGUAAAUUUCAUGCGUCAGUGAAGGAUGGGAGUCGACUUGGCACACGGAGAUAAUGAGGAGGAAACUGGAGAGCUGUGUGCGUCACAGGUGGACACACACACACACACACACACACACAGGUUUCCAUGUCUUCAGAGGACAUUACAUUCAUUUCCUGGACAUUUAACCAUAAUUACUACUGAUUUAAUCCUAACCCUGACCUCGGCCUAUCUUUAAAACACGUCUUCACCUUUAAAUUUAGUCAUUUAUGUUGUGGAGACUUGAUGACUUUUUGUCCCCUUAAGGAAGACACGUCCCACACACACACACACAGACACCUGCGUGCAGAGAUAUGGAGAAACACACAGGUGUGUGGUUUUUUUGUGCCGAUUAACUGCGACGCUGAAGCUGUGACUGACAUUUUUCUGAUUAUUAUUUUACUUCAUGAAAUAAAAAUCCUCAUGUUUUUAUGAUA
This is a messenger RNA of Solea solea (common sole), 2909 nucleotides long. RefSeq names its product RAD51 paralog D (gene rad51d). Gene Ontology annotation, molecular function: four-way junction DNA binding; ATP-dependent DNA damage sensor activity; single-stranded DNA binding. Gene Ontology annotation, cellular component: replication fork; Rad51B-Rad51C-Rad51D-XRCC2 complex; centrosome. The coding region runs from base 304 to 1425 and encodes 373 amino acids. The transcript is spliced from 11 exons. Gene Ontology annotation, biological process: telomere maintenance; reciprocal meiotic recombination; DNA strand invasion. The record is from RefSeq and is a predicted model, not a curated record. NCBI's taxonomy places the organism in Eukaryota, Metazoa, Chordata, Actinopteri, Pleuronectiformes, Soleidae.